Molecule: messenger RNA, 835 nt
Organism: Hermetia illucens (black soldier fly)
Lineage: Eukaryota; Metazoa; Arthropoda; Insecta; Diptera; Stratiomyidae
Gene: GatC
Product: glutamyl-tRNA(Gln) amidotransferase subunit C, mitochondrial
Exons: 1
Coding region: 235-798 (187 amino acids)
Biological process (GO): glutaminyl-tRNAGln biosynthesis via transamidation; regulation of translational fidelity; mitochondrial translation
Cellular component (GO): mitochondrion; glutamyl-tRNA(Gln) amidotransferase complex
Molecular function (GO): glutaminyl-tRNA synthase (glutamine-hydrolyzing) activity
Source: RefSeq, a predicted model, not a curated record
GAACGGUAGAAAAUAGUUUAGAUAAAGAUAUAAUCUGACUUUAGUGUUUCGCAGCUUCGCCCAGCAUAACUACAUUCAGUGAACAACAUUUUUGGUGCACACUGUCCGUACCUCUCACAGCUGAUUGUUGCAACUGUCAUCGGCAUGGGGGUUAUGGAUAAGGUGCCAAGGUCCCCAAUAUUCUGUUGAAUUCUAUUGAAUCCGGGCGUUGUAAUUUAUUAAUUAAGCAAAAGUAUGUUGCGCUGGUGUUAUCCCUGUGUUCGCCCAUUUCGAGAAAUAUUCGUGACUCACAAGCAAUUUACUGGGAAAGCAGCGAAACGCUUGUUCUGCUCAAAGGACCAACAAAGGAGUGAUACCGCCUUGGCUCAAGAACUCGAACGUCGACGCACGAAGAUUGACUUCACAGAAAUUAAAUAUCCAACAAAGGUUCCUGAAACUCCGAUUAGUUGCAUAAAUCUUGACAAGUCUCCGGACUACACCCCGUCUCAGAUAGUCGACUCGCAAACCCUGCAGCUGCUCGAACGCCUUUCCUUGGUGGAUUUGGAUAGCAAAGAGGCUUUACGAGCUCUGGAAGACAGCAUUGAAUUCGCCGAAAAGGUGGUUAAAAUACAUACCGGGUGUGUACGACCCAUGUACACUGUUCUAGAAAAUCACCCACUUAAAACUCGCCCAGAUAAGGUGACGGACGGUAAUAUCAAAGAGGACAUUCUGAAAAACGCCUCCGUUACCGAGGAAGACUACUUCGUUGCCCCGCCUGGAAAUAUACCUCUGGAGACAAAGGAGAAGAAGUUUGAUUGACAACUAUGCGUAAAUUAUCUGAAAUUUUAAGUAUCUU